Drosophila ananassae is the source of this 1331-nucleotide messenger RNA. RefSeq names its product leucine-rich repeat-containing protein 39-like. Gene Ontology annotation, molecular function: protein binding. NCBI's taxonomy places the organism in Eukaryota, Metazoa, Arthropoda, Insecta, Diptera, Drosophilidae. The transcript is spliced from 3 exons. The record is from RefSeq and is a predicted model, not a curated record. The coding region runs from base 389 to 772 and encodes 127 amino acids.
AAAAUAUUCUUUUACAGUUCUUUCGUCUGCAAUGAUAACUCCCUGCAACAUCCUAACAAGAAGUCCACUAUGCGCAGCUGGGAGCUUUAUUUAAUGUGCGGAGUCUUGCCAGUUUCAGUUAUUCUUGUUGUGCAGUUCUUUACUAGAAUCUGUACAAUGUGAUUCCCAUCAAUGUGAAUCUUCUUUUUGGAGCAGCCAGGGAGACUGCCCUCCUGCCCUUUACUUCAGCAUGGAGCAAACCCGAAUAUAGUGACUAAGCCAGUGGAGGAUCACAACGACCCCAAGUGCUGUGAGGAAAUCUAUGGCCUAAGCAAUGUUCCCAUUGCUGAAGCAUGCAAACAGAGGUCCCUGGCAAUGUUGGAUCUCUUGCUGAAGCACGGCGACGACAAUGGUUCGGGCUAUUGGAAUAGCAAUCAGCGGCGGAGAUGAAGAGGUUUCCUUGACAGUCAUCACCCGCCAUCAUGUGCUCACUAAAGUUCCUCAAGAGCUGUUUCAUCUGGUCAGUCUCAAAUAUUUAAAUAUUGCUCAGAACAGGAUCACUGAUCUGCCAGCCCCAGUAGGAAAGAGCUAUAGCUGCCCUGUUUUGGAUGAGCAUUUCCUCCAGGAUAACCAGUUAACCAGCCUUCCCAUGGCCAUAUUCCAUUUGCCCGCUUUGACCAUCCUGAAUGUUUCGAAUAACAAACUGCAAAAGUUGCCCUUCGAUUUGUGGCGAGCUCCGAAGUUGCGGGAGCUUAUGUGGCAUUCAGUCCGUGCCAUCCGUGCAAACCAGUAGUUCCCUGCUGAGUCUGGACAAACUGCAGCUGCAGACUUUUGAGGAGCCGCGAUCGAACAAGCCCCGCAAUGUGAACCAACAGUGUCUAACGCAUCGAAAUCUCUGGCCCGGCUCUCUGGAAAUAACCGACAACGACCUUAAAUGGCAACAGGAUCCAGACUUGGGAGAUGGCAAGACGGCAGGAACGGGAUCCUCCCAGCUCAGCAGUCUCAACAUAGCCAACAACCUGUUCACCAGCAUUCCCUCAGCUCUACCUUGCUUGGCCGUUAAUCUGACUAGGCUGAACAUGUCCUAAUAAUUAUUAUUUUUUAUAUUUUCACAUUAUCAGCGGGGUUCUGUUGUUCUGACUUAGAAGUCGGAAGGAUAACUUUGCAGAAUCACAACCUCCUUUGAAGUUGAGGAUCUUGCCCGGCUCACACCCUGUUCGAGUUGGUAGGUACUUGGAUCGACCACCAUUCCCAGGAAUUCCAACAACCAGUGGAAUCAUUGCGCCCAGAAUAAUAAAUAUUUUUAAAUUCAUUACACUGAAGGUUAGAACCUCCUUAGGUUAAAACAAAAA